AUGAGAGGUCCUGGAGGAAGAGGAGGUGGUAGCUUUGGUGGUAGAGGCGGUGGUGGUCGCGGAGGAGGAAGAGGAGGAGGCCGAGGUGGUCGUGGUGGUUUUGGUGGAAGAGGAGGCUCUGGAGGUAAAGGAGAAGAAUAUCCACCAGAAGAGGUUAAAUUGGCUGGAACUUUUGAAAAGCCUGCUGGUACUGACUUUUUGUUCAAAUCAGAACUUGAUUCUGAAAAGCUCGUUCCAUUGUGCAAUUCCAACGUAUAUACAAAAGACAAGACCCUUGUCGGUAAAUUGAAGGAAGUAUUGGGUCCUGUCAACAAGGUUUACUUCUCAGUGGAAAAGGAUGCUAACUAUAGAGGUACCAUUGGACAUGAAACUGUGGUUUAUUUGAACACUAAGCGUAUUUUGCCAUUGGAACGAUUCCUUCCACCAGAAGCAAAGAAUCCACUCAUGCCAAAAGAAAAGAAGGCAGCUGGUGCUGGUGGUCGUGGUGGAGCCCGAGGUGGUGGCCGUGGUAGAGGUGGUCCUCGAGGAGGAGGUAGAGGAGGCGGCCGAGGUGGUGGCCGUGGUGGAUUUGGAGGCGAUCGUGGUGAUCGUGGUGGCGAAGGUAGAGGUGGAUUUGGUGGAGGCGAUCGUGGAGGAAGAGGUGGAUUUGGUGGAAAGUUUGGAGGUGGUGAUCGUGGUGGUAGAGGUGGAUUUGGAGGUGGUGACCGUGGUGGUGGUAAAUUCGGAUCUGGUGGUGGCAAGUUUAGUAAGAAGUUCUAA
This is a messenger RNA of Naegleria lovaniensis, 759 nucleotides long. RefSeq lists its product as uncharacterized. The record is from RefSeq and is a predicted model, not a curated record. Gene Ontology annotation, biological process: ribosome biogenesis; snoRNA guided rRNA pseudouridine synthesis. Bases 1 to 759 code for a protein of 252 amino acids. The transcript has 3 exons. Gene Ontology annotation, cellular component: box H/ACA snoRNP complex. Gene Ontology annotation, molecular function: box H/ACA snoRNA binding. Lineage: Eukaryota; Heterolobosea; Eutetramitea; Acrasida; Naegleriidae.